Drosophila bipectinata is the source of this 526-nucleotide messenger RNA. Its product is annotated as pro-corazonin-like. The record is from RefSeq and is a predicted model, not a curated record. NCBI's taxonomy places the organism in Eukaryota, Metazoa, Arthropoda, Insecta, Diptera, Drosophilidae. Gene Ontology annotation, molecular function: corazonin receptor binding. Gene Ontology annotation, biological process: positive regulation of heart contraction.
UUGACCAGGACAGUGCUAAACCAUUCAUUCCUGAAGUGUUCUGUGUUGGGAUACACUAUCCAGAACCGGAACCAUAAUGCGUCUCCUUUUGCUUCUGCUCUUCCUGUUCAGCCUAUCCGUGGCAUGCUUGGGUCAGACGUUUCAGUACUCCAGGGGUUGGACCAAUGGAAAGCGGGCUCUGCAAUCUGUGCCUUCACUGAUGGCAAAUGGAUACAUCCAUCGGAGCAACGAAUUUGGGUUUACCGAUCUCCGCCAUGUGCCAGAUGGGAAGAACGAUCUCAGGCUAGAAAAAUGUCUGACGCAGCUUCAAAUGUCUCUGAUUAAUCGGAACCCUGAAGUGGAGUGGAGCUUGAACCAUGUGGACACCAGGCCUGGUGAUAUUAACUUGAAAUCCAGCCCCAAAAACAAUAAUAUCGACAAUGUUCUUUACUCAAUUACCAACCCGAUUCGGAAUUACCAAACUUUCGAAGAAUUAAAAACAAUUGGAAGAACUCUACCUGAAGCCAACGUCUAUGAGAAACAGUAG